GAUAAAUUUAAGCUAAAAAAUAUGAAUUAAAAAUAAUUAAAUAGCAAAGCAGGAAAAUGAACGAAUAUAAGAAUAUUUAAAAAAUUCAAACGAAUAUUUACAACUGAUCUGAUUAUAAAUCGUUCGUAAUAUUUAUGGAAAACUUUUUGCAUGCGUAAAUAUAUAAACUGAAGUUUGAGAAUAAAUGAAGACUUUUAAGAUAGUUUAAGAGCAAUAACUAGUUUCACAAUUCAUUGAUCAGUUUUGCAUUGCCAGUGAUUGGUACGAUGACACAGUUUAAGAAAUGUUCUCGUCCUGAAUUGCUGUUCUUGGAGUUCGACAUCGAUGACUUGAAAGGUCCAAACCUGCCUACUAAUGGCGAUAUGCUUCGUUAUUACUUUAACCGUCGUCAUGCUUUACCAACAAAAUCAAAUCGAUCGGUCGUUCGUAUGACAUUGUCUAAAUGUUUUAAGAUUUGGAAUGACAACGAAAUACCAACAACUACUGAGAGUAAUGGAAUCAAGUAUUUGGAACAAAUACUGUUGAAAUUCAAUCGCAUGAAGAACGAGUACAAAAAUGCAAGUAAAACACAACGACAAAGAAAAAUCAACAUGUGGCGACACAAGUACGAACUGUUAUUUUCUAUUGCUACGAGGGAUGCCCAUGAAAAGUGUAGUGCUGAGAAUCGUGAGAAAUUAUUGAUUGCCAAAAAGGAGAUCAAAGAGUUUAAUACCGCUGUGAAGAGCAACGCAUUCAUCAGAACAACAAAGCCGAUGAAUAAAUCAUCGAAGGAAGUGAUGCUAUUAAAGGAUGCCAAGUUUAACAACUGUUUGAUGAACCACGAUAAAACGGGAAAUAACUCUAAUCCAGUGUCUUCAGGCACUAAAGUUAAACACAAACCUAAAACAUUCAGACAGUUGAACAACGACGCGGUAAUGAGUUCCCCAAAUCAAAUAUUACGUGAACAAUUGAAGCAGCAAGGCUGGGUAUAUAUAAAAAAAAAACCAACGUGGAAGCUUGCUGUUGUGGCACCACCUUCUAACCUGCUUAUUUAGAUGAUACUUUAUAUAAGUCAUUCUUAAUUGUCAAUCUUAAUCUUUAUAUAAGUCAUUCUUAUUUUUUAUUGCUGUAUAAUUCUGCUUUUUAAUUAUUUUGA
This is a messenger RNA of Phymastichus coffea, 1135 nucleotides long. RefSeq lists its product as uncharacterized. The transcript is spliced from 2 exons. Bases 267 to 1034 code for a protein of 255 amino acids. The record is from RefSeq and is a predicted model, not a curated record. Lineage: Eukaryota; Metazoa; Arthropoda; Insecta; Hymenoptera; Eulophidae.